Molecule: messenger RNA, 1557 nt
Organism: Ostrea edulis (European flat oyster)
Lineage: Eukaryota; Metazoa; Mollusca; Bivalvia; Ostreida; Ostreidae
Product: protein lin-7 homolog C-like
Exons: 8
Coding region: 42-1055 (337 amino acids)
Biological process (GO): protein localization to basolateral plasma membrane; maintenance of epithelial cell apical/basal polarity; neurotransmitter secretion
Cellular component (GO): cell-cell junction; basolateral plasma membrane; synapse
Molecular function (GO): protein dimerization activity
Source: RefSeq, a predicted model, not a curated record
UUCGAAGGUCUAUUCGGUAUAACCCGGAAAUAAAAUCAAAGAUGGCGACCAUGGAAGAAGGUCUUCACUUGGAGAAAGAUAUCAACAGAGCAAUCGAUCUUUUGGAUGCUCUUCAAAAAAUUUCACCACCACCAGCUAAGAUAGCAAAGACAGACGAGUCAGAGGACUUCUUUGGUUUCAUGACAACAACUGGUGAGCCUUCCUCUAGUAAAUCAACUGACAGCAGCACUGAGGUCAACAGAUAUCUAUCCCAACCCUGUCUUGCCAUGGAAAGCGACCCACUUCAAUUUUGGAAGAGCCAACAGCAAAACUCCCCAAUCCUCUCUGCUAUGGCCUGCAAGUUCCUUACCAUUCUGGCAUCUUCUGUGCCUGUUGAACGCCUCUUCAGCAUUGGUGGAAAGAUCUUUAGACCAGAGCGUUCCCGCCUUGCUGAUCAAACUUUUGAACGACUUAUGAACAUUAAGUGCAACUUGAAAGUUUCUCCUCAGACCCUUGCGGUAGUAAAGAUAAAGCUUUGCUCAGCAAAAGUAUCUAAAAGCGGCCAGAUUCCGUCGCAGAAGUUGGCAGCCCUACAGAGAGUGCUGCAGAGUGACUUCCUGAACUCCGUGAGAGAAGUUUAUGAACACGUCUACCAGACCGUGGAUAUAACAGGAAACGAAGAAGUCCGAGCUAAUGCCACAGCCAAGGCCACAGUGGCAGCUUUUGCAGCCAGUGAAGGCCACCCCCACCCCAGGGUGGUGGAACUUCCUAAGACAGAGGAGGGGUUGGGCUUUAAUGUCAUGGGUGGCAAAGAACAAAACUCCCCCAUCUACAUCUCCCGAAUUAUCCAGGAGGGGGUAGCAGAUAGACAUGGAGGGCUGAAGCGAGGGGAUCAGCUACUCUCCGUCAAUGGCGUGAGUGUUGAGGGGGAACAUCAUGAAAAAGCUGUAGAGCUCCUUAAACAGGCCAAAGGUACAGUGAAGUUAGUGGUUCGCUACAAUCCCCGGGUGUUAGAAGAGAUGGAGGCCAGGUUUGAUAAGCAGAGAGUGUCGACCAGGAGGAGGCAGUCACCAUAGCAACCUACCAAAGUUCAUUAUAAUCCUCAGUGUUAAACCAGAAAACAUGGACUAGCCCGGAUUUAGUUUACAUUUGUUUGAUGGGGACAGUGUAAGAUUACGCACAUUGGUCAGUGGUAAUUGUGGGAAGUCUGAUCACGUGACCUGAGAGGUGGCAGCAGCUGUGUAUAGUGUAUUGAUAUUUAAUUUUGUGUCAAACAAGGUUAGUGAUGCUGAAAUUAUCCAAUGUUCUCAACUGUGACAUUUUUGUGUAAAUUGUAUUCAUGUUGUAAAUCAUAUUUCUCAGUAGAUUUUAUCAUGCUCCACUUUUCAUUAUUGGUCAGUAGAAACUUCAGCAUUUUUGAGUCGCCUGUGAAGCAUAGGGACAAUUUGGAAUUGCUUUGUUUUUAAAUGAAAGCCAAUUUUUAGUAUAUUUACAUUUAUACAGUUAACACACAUAUAUGAAAGGCUGUAUACUGGUUGUAUUAUAUUGAAAAGAAAUAAACGAUAUUUAGUAAAGGUA